This is a messenger RNA of Salvelinus namaycush (lake trout), 1188 nucleotides long. RefSeq names its product cytosolic phospholipase A2 gamma-like. The transcript is spliced from 6 exons. Gene Ontology annotation, cellular component: nuclear envelope; nucleoplasm; cytosol. NCBI's taxonomy places the organism in Eukaryota, Metazoa, Chordata, Actinopteri, Salmoniformes, Salmonidae. Bases 46 to 720 code for a protein of 224 amino acids. Gene Ontology annotation, molecular function: calcium-dependent phospholipid binding; calcium ion binding. The record is from RefSeq and is a predicted model, not a curated record. Gene Ontology annotation, biological process: glycerophospholipid catabolic process.
UUCUUUGCCCAAGAUUCUGAUGGAAGAACAGCUCAAAAUGAAGGGAUGGACAUGGAGUCGAUGAGAACAUCGGAAAAGUCAGACAAACUGUCAAUAACAAACUCCUGGGUUUCCUUCGAUGGGUUGUGGAUUGUAAAGAACAUUUUUCCUCUGGUCCAAACAUGGGAAUGGGGAACCACGUCCAACUUCCUCUUCAAGAUCCUAGAUACUAACGUUCCGAGCAGCAUGGCAUCCAAAGAGAAGAUUCACCUGGUAGAUGCUGGGUUAAAGAUCAACUCUCCCUACCCCCCCGUCCUGCGCACAUCCAGGGAGGUCGACCUCAUCAUCUCCUUGGACUUCAGCGCGGAAGACCCCUUUGAGACUGUGUUUCGUGCCAAAAAGUAUGCUCUUCAGCAGAAGCUCCCCUUUCCCCCAGUGAAGGAGAGUGUGAGGGUGGAGAAAGACCAUCCGCAGGGCUGCUACGUUUUUGAGGGGCGACGCCCUGAAGAGCCCACCGUCAUGCACAUGCCCCUGUUCAACCUGCAGAACUGCCAAGACGAGGAGGAGAUUAAGAAGGAGAGGGAGAAGUACACAACGUUCCAGCUGCCCUACGGUGUGCCUGAGAUCGACCACCUCCUGAAGAAGGCCAAGGACAACUUGAAGAACAACAAAUACAGGAUCCUGGUACAGAUCAUUAUGGCUGUCAAACGCAGAAAGAAUCGCAAGUCUGUGGCUCAAUAGUCUUUAUCUGUGGUGUAAAGUACUACAAUAUUUUCUAUUUAUAUUUGACAACUUUUACUUCACUACAUUCCUAAAGAAAAGUAUAUAUAUUUUUUACCCCAUACACUUUCCCUGACACAAUAGUAGCCUACUUAUUACAUUUUGAAUGCUUAGCAGGACAGAAAAUGUAUAAUUCAAGCACUUAUCAAGAGAACAUCCCUACCUGUUAGUCCCUGCUGCCUCUGAUCUGGUUGAGUGAUUAGAAGCACCUGCUGCUCAUCUGUGUUCCCAACAAAUGCUGUCUUGAAUUAAAAAGAUUUGUACCUACACACUGGAGAAAGCAGAAACGUCUGUGUAUGCUAUCCCUAAUGCAUUAAACUUGAUUUUCUUUGAGUGCAGACACAUCACACCCUUCCUCUGAAUUUGCAGUUUUUACGCACAAUCCAAGCUUCUGGGAAAGCUCGAUUGUCCCUGUGAUUAGGACUCAAU